Messenger RNA from Salvelinus namaycush (lake trout), 1791 nucleotides. It is a transcript of the gene cabp1b, whose product is annotated as calcium binding protein 1b. Bases 73 to 618 code for a protein of 181 amino acids. The transcript has 7 exons. The record is from RefSeq and is a predicted model, not a curated record. Lineage: Eukaryota; Metazoa; Chordata; Actinopteri; Salmoniformes; Salmonidae. Gene Ontology annotation, molecular function: calcium ion binding.
AAGAAGAACUACAGAGCAGUGCAGUCCUGUGAGGAGGGGACUGGGGGGGGAUAUCUUGAGCCACUAGUGGCUAUGGCUCAGAAUGGAGGCAACAUGCACAACGUACUGGGGCCUGCCUGCAUCUUUCUACGCAAGGGCUUCGCUGAGAGCCGGCAGGCUGAUAGAGAGCUGAGGCCGGAGGAGAUGGAUGAGUUGCGCGAGGCUUUUAAAGAGUUUGACAAAGACAAAGAUGGCUUCAUUGGCUGUAAAGACCUAGGCAACUGCAUGAGAACCAUGGGCUACAUGCCUACUGAGAUGGAGCUGAUAGAACUGAGCCAGCAGAUCAACAUGAACUUGGGAGGACAUGUGGACUUUGAGGACUUUGUGGAGUUGAUGGGGCCCAAACUUCUGGCUGAAACAGCAGAUAUGAUCGGGGUCAAGGAGCUAAGGGAUGCUUUCAAAGAGUUUGACACAAAUGGUGAUGGCCAGAUCAGCACAUCGGAACUCAGAGAAGCAAUGAAGAAACUUUUAGGUCAACAGGUUGGUCAUAGAGACCUAGAGGACAUCCUACGGGACAUUGACCUGAAUGGAGACGGCCAUGUAGACUUUGAAGAGUUUGUGCGCAUGAUGUCUCGCUGAGUGUAGGUCAUGAUACCGACUGGUUCCUUUCCUGGUAAGAGAGGAAGAGAAGAAGAAGUGAAGGAGAUGCAGAGACGCCAGAGCCCUUAAUGACAGACCUCUUACCUCAGACUUCUGAACUACAGAAGGAGAAAACGACAUAUCAACCCCGCUCUGCUACUGCCACAUUUGAAGACAUGCACAGAAGCUAAAGGAACAACAUCAGUGAUCAUGAUGAUGCUGUUACUGCUGUCUCUAACAGCAAAACAGAACAACAGCCAGCCUCCCACAGUUUUACAUUGUACAUUUCAGAUAUUAGAGAAAACAUAUCUAGGUGUUUACAGGGUCUAAAGAGCAAUGUGAUGUUUGAGCUACUUACACUCAUUGCCAUGGUUGGUUAAUGCUGUAGCAAAGUAAAGACACAUUUACAUUUUUAACACUUUCUUACUUAUGCUAACGUCUCCUAUAACUAGUCUAAAGCAGCAUAUUCCCCUCUGGGGCUUUGGACUCCUAAGAUACACUUUUUAAUGGCAAUAUUAUUACAUCAGUGUACCAACUCUCAAAAUAUGUAUUGUUUGUGUGUGCGUUCAUGUGUGUUUGUGCACCUCAAUUAUCCUUUACUGUAAGAUUCCAUAUGUCUUAAGCUACUGUACAGUUAGUGUCAAACCCAUGGCAUAUGCUGGCUCUAUCUUGAAUUACAUGCCAUGUAUUACCACGGAUGCACUUUUUUAGAUUUUAUCAUUAUCAACACAUAUCGAGUUACAUUAUACGAGUUUUGAACAUAGAUGGGUACCUGCUUUGAUAAAUGGAAGAUCUGUUUCUUGGGAACUGAAUACUCUGGGGAAUGCGGUAGCAAUCAUAAUUAAUUGGUUUUCUUCGGGCCAACCCAAUACACAGUUUUGCACAUUGUUUUGCAUGAAUACUAAGAAUGCAUGCUCCACUUAUGAUUUAACCAGACACACUGUCACUCCCCAUGCAAAUAAACAAUGUGCACCACAAACAUACACACAGUAUAUUAUUGUGGUGAUCAACAUAACACUGAAACCUGUGUGAGAAUAUGUGUGUGUGUGUGUGUGUGCGUGCGUGUGCGUGUGAGAGAUCAGUGUGUAUUUAUGUACUGAUGAGAGUGUUUAUGUAUGAGUGCUUGUGUUUUUUUGUGCGAGUCUCCCUUAGGCAGUCUUAUUUGUGACUUUG